UAUAUUUUAAUUCUAUGUCGCGAUGUGUCACUGCAGAAUAUAUAUAAUGUAUAUAAUGUAAAUUAAAUGUAUAAUGCAGGUGUUCAUUUUUCAUUGGACCGUGGUGUGCAGAGCACGUGUCAAGGGUUGAUAUUUUCAACUGCAGUACUUACCAGUACUUACCGAGAUUGUGUUACUUCUAGUCCCCUGCAUCGGGUUUGAAAAAAAAUCGAAGGGUCCUAACAUAUUUUACGAAAAAUGCCGACAAUAGGAAUAAAACGGGACCUACUCUUUAACGCACUUGGCAAAUCCUACACGGACGAUGAGUUCCAGAAAUUAUGUUUCGCUUAUGGUCUAGAGUUGGAUGAAGUGACAACCGAGAAGCAGAUGAUAUUUAAAGAACAAGGAAUUGAACCAAAUAUGGGCCCUUCUGAGGAAAUUAUCUAUAAAAUUGAUAUACCAGCUAAUCGAUACGAUCUAUUAUCCCUCGAAGGUCUCGUGAAUGGCCUGCUUAUAUUUUUACAGAAGAUACAGUCACCACAAUACAAACUAGUAAUUCCAAAAAACGGGAUGCAGAAAAUCGUAAUGACAAAAAAUUGUCUCAUGGUGAGAGGACAUCUCGUUGCAGCCAUUUUAAGGGACGUAUCAUUCACUAAAGAUUCUUAUAACAGUUUCAUCGAUCUACAAGACAAGUUGCAUCAAAACAUUUGUCGUAAGCGUAGUCUUGUUUCGAUUGGAACUCAUGAUUUAGAUACAAUAAAGGGUCCCUUUAUUUAUGAUGCUAAACCACCAAAGGAAAUAUUCUUCAAACCUCUCAAUGAAAAAAAGGAAUAUACCGGAGAAGGAAUCAUGGAUCUGUAUGCCCAUCAUGCUCAGCUGAAGCAUUAUUUGCCAAUUAUUAAGGACAGUUCUGUGUACCCAGUGGUCUAUGACAAUAAUGGAACAGUAUUAUCGUUGCCUCCAAUUAUUAAUAGCGAUCAUUCGAAAAUAACAUUGGAUACAAAAAAUAUUUUUAUUGAAUGUACCGCUAUCGAUCUUACGAAGGCAAAGGUGGUAGUAGACACGCUAGUCUGUGCAUUUAGUAAAUACUGCAGUGAAAAGUAUACGAUAGAAGCUGUGGAAGUUGUAUAUCCCGAUAACAAAAGUUACUACUAUCCGGAAUUGAAAUAUCGAACAGAAGAGGUCGAUAGUAACAUGGCAACGAGUUAUAUUGGCAUCGAGCAAACUCCUGACCAAGUAGCCCAGUUACUUUCAAAAAUGAGUCUGAAGGCACACGUUAAAGAUGGUGCAAAAUUACUCGUCGAAAUACCUCCGACGAGGCACGAUGUGAUACAAGCUUGUGAUAUUUACGAAGACGUGGCCAUUGCUUAUGGCUAUAACAAUAUUCGGAAGACCAUACCUCAGACGUCGACAAUUGCAGAGGAGUUCCCACUGAAUAAGUUAUCCGAUCAAGUAAGAGAGGAACUGGCUCAUGCUGGGUUCACCGAAGCACUGACAUUCUCUUUAUGUUCUCGGGACGAUAUUGCUGACAAACUAGGCCACAACAUAAAGGAGAUACCAGCAGUUCACAUAUCAAAUCCAAAAACGCUGGAAUUCCAGGUAGCACGAACUUUGCUAUUGCCCGGAUUACUCAAAACGUUAUCAGCGAACAAGAAAAUGCCUCUGCCAUAUAAAUUAUUCGAGGUUUCGGACGUGGUACUUCGCGAUCUUACGGCAGAAGUUGGGGCUCGCAAUGAAAGGCGUUUGUGUGCUGUAAACUGUAAUAAAUCUGCAGGAUUUGAAAUCAUCCACGGUCUCCUUGACAGAGUGAUGCAAGUUUUGGAAGUACCGUGGAGAUCAAACAAGGACUCUAGUGGAUACUACUUGCAAGCUGCCGAGGAUCCAACAUACUUCCCACAGCGAUGUGCAGAGAUAGUGGCCUAUGGCGAAGUAAUUGGUAAAAUGGGUGUAAUACAUCCCGAUGUAAUGUCAAUGUUCGAGUUGAAUCUACCAUGCUCGGCACUGGAGAUCAACAUCGAGCCUUUUCUGUAACUAACACAGAAGUUUUUUCACUCAAUCUUUCUCUGCUACAAUUAUAAACAAAUGCAUUUGUACCGAAAAUUUUGCGACAGUAAACCGCCUACAAAAAAUA
Orussus abietinus is the source of this 2110-nucleotide messenger RNA. RefSeq names its product phenylalanine--tRNA ligase beta subunit (gene beta-PheRS). The transcript has 12 exons. NCBI's taxonomy places the organism in Eukaryota, Metazoa, Arthropoda, Insecta, Hymenoptera, Orussidae. Gene Ontology annotation, biological process: phenylalanyl-tRNA aminoacylation. Bases 238 to 2010 code for a protein of 590 amino acids. Gene Ontology annotation, cellular component: cytoplasm; phenylalanine-tRNA ligase complex. The record is from RefSeq and is a predicted model, not a curated record. Gene Ontology annotation, molecular function: magnesium ion binding; ATP binding; phenylalanine-tRNA ligase activity.